AUGGUGGACACAUUGAACCCGUUUCGCCCCCUCGUGGGGUACCUCUGCGAAGCAUCUGGCCUGGACGCAGCGUCCGUGAAGACAUUGGUGUGUCUGUUUCUGUCCUUCCCCGUCAGCGCCGUGUUCAAGCGGCUUCCGGACACCAGCUACCGGCUGAAGAACUGGUACAUCAUUGUUGCCAGUGCGGUGUACAUCUUCUGCAUCCUCGAGAUCUACAAGGGCUUUUUUGUUAUCCUGCUCAAUGCGCUCUUCACAUACUUUUUGACCAAGUACUACCGUUCGAGAUUCAUGCCGUGGGUGAACCUUGUUGUGUUGAUGGGUGUGCUCUGCGUGAACCACGUGCAGGCGCAGUUUGACAUCCGGGAGUCAAACCCGGGCGAGAUUGACUUCACGGGCGCCCAGAUGGUCAUGGUCAUGAAGUUGAGUGCGUUCGGCUGGUCCUACUGGGACGGGCUCAUGUACCAUCAGGACAAAGACAAGUUCGAGUCAAACUUGAACGUGUACCAGAAGAGUCGGGCGAUUCUCCACCACCCAGGCCUCUCGUCCUACCUUGGAUACGUCUUCUUCUACGCGUCUCUCAUCACGGGGCCCUCCUUCGACUACGCCGACUACGAGAAGUUCAUCUUGACCGAGCUUUUCGACGACGUCCCAGAGUCGAAGCAGCCGGGCAGAAGACGCAAGCGGAAGAUCCCCAAGAGCGGCAGAGUCGCCCUCAGAAAGGUCCUCCAAGGCUUCGUGUGGAUCGGCCUCUUUGUCUACCUCACACCGCUCAUCACCGUCGACUACUCCCUCAGCACGGAGUUCAGAACGGGCAAGAGCUUCCUGUACAAGGUGGCUUUCAUCUGGGUCUUGGGCAUUGUCGAGAGACUCAAGUACUACGCUGUGUGGCUCAUCAGCGAGGGCGCCUGCAUCGUCGUCGGCUUGGGCUACAACGGCUACAACCCGGAAAAGGACGUCAUGUACUGGAACAGAGUGCAAAACAUUGAUCCGCUCCGUUUUGAGCUUGGCCAGAACGUCCACGACUGCUUGGAAGCGUGGAACAUGAACACCAACAAGUGGUUGAAGAACUUUAUCUACUUGAGAACGUGCACGAGAGACAAGAAGACGGGCAAGCUAAAGGCCGGCAUGAUCCCAACCAUCAUCACCUUUGCCACCUCUGCUUUCUGGCACGGCACCCUGCCGGGCUACUACCUCACUUUCAUCCUCGGGGCGUUUCUCCAAAGUGUGGGCAAGGUUUUCAGAAGAAAUUUCCGCCCCAUCUUUGCCACGAAGGACAACAGCAAUGUCUCGCCGUACAAGGUGUUGUACGACAUCGUGUCCUGGACAAUCACCCAGCUCGCCUUUGGCUACGCCGUGCAGCCGUUUGUCAUAUUGGAGUUUGGCAAAUCCAUCGCCUUGUGGAGGUCGUGCUACUUCUGGGUGCAUAUUGGCUGUGCCGUGGUCCUGGCUGUCUUUAGCGGGCCAUUCGGCAAGCAGGCCAGUCUCUUCAUGAAAAAGUAUCAUCUCCACAGCAAGGAGGUGAAGAAGCCCGAGGAGUCGCCUGUUCCAAUUGCAAUCCAGCUUGCCACGUUGAAGGACCAGUUCGACUCCACGACGGACUUACUCGAAGUGCUCAAGUCCUCGAACAACAGCAAGACCGCUGCCGCAGAGUUGCCCGACUUCGACAACCAGGAAGAGCUACAGGAUUCCACCGUGCUCGAGUUCGACAACUUGGAGAACGAUUUCAACAAGCUCUCGAAGGAGUACGCCGAGUGGCGGGACCAGAGCUUGCAGGGCAAAGCCCCCGGCCAGAUCACCGAGGAGGAGGUCAGCCGGAUGAAGCUUGCUCUCACAAACAUCGAGAGAGACAUCUCUGCCUUUGUCGCCGCCAUGAAGCCGGCCUCGUCAACGGAGCCACACACUUAG
This is a messenger RNA of Pichia membranifaciens NRRL Y-2026, 1905 nucleotides long. RefSeq lists its product as hypothetical. Gene Ontology annotation, biological process: glycerophospholipid biosynthetic process; lipid modification. Gene Ontology annotation, molecular function: 1-acylglycerophosphocholine O-acyltransferase activity; 1-acylglycerol-3-phosphate O-acyltransferase activity. The transcript has a single exon. NCBI's taxonomy places the organism in Eukaryota, Fungi, Ascomycota, Pichiomycetes, Pichiales, Pichiaceae. The record is from RefSeq and is a predicted model, not a curated record. The coding region runs from base 1 to 1905 and encodes 634 amino acids. Gene Ontology annotation, cellular component: endoplasmic reticulum; membrane.